ACGUACAAUAUGUGCGACUUGGGUAUCAACAUGCGGGAUGAAUGUGUUGAUGUAGUCAACGUGUGAAAUGAGAAACAAAUGAUUUACAUUCCAUAAAGCUGUCAAGAUAUUUAAGAUUUACCAGUUCCAGUCAGCAUCAUGGCGAACACACAUCUUCAGUUCAAGACGAACUACGCGGUUUCCAGCAAGAUCGAGCCGUUUUACAAAGGAGGGAAAGUGCAAAUUAGCAACGAUGAGAAGUACAUCUUCUGCACAUGUGGAUCCCGGGUCAAUGUUUUGGAGAUCAGCACAGGCAAGAUCGUCCACUGUGUUGAGCACGAUGAUCAAGAAGACAUUACAUCAUUUGCUUUGAGCUGUGAUGAUGAGGUGCUGGUAACAGCUAGCCGGGCCCUUCUGCUAAAGCAGUGGGACUGGAAGCAAGCUAGCUGCACUCGCUCCUGGAGGGCCAUUCACACUAUUCCUGUUGCCAGCAUGACCUUUGACUCCACCUCCACACUUUUAGCUACAGGUGGCUGUGACGGCACUAUAAAGCUUUGGGAUGUCGUGAGACAGUAUUGCACUCAUAACCUUAAAGGAUCAUCUGGUGUUGUUCACUUGGUUCAGUUUCACCCAGACAUCAACAAGCUGCAGCUCUUCUCCUCCUCCCUGGACUGUGGGAUUCGACUGUGGGACUUGCGCUCCAGCCAGUGUGUGUGUGUGCUGCAGAGCCACUACAGUGUUGUCACCUCCCUCAGCUUCAGCUGUGACGGCGACACUGUGGUCAGUUCUGGUAGAGACAAAAUCUGUAUAGUGUGGGACCUCAAAACUCACCAAGCUAAGAAAACGGUUCCAGUUUAUGAGGCUGUAGAGGGUGUGGUACUGCUACCGGAGGAUGCAGAUCUGUCUCCGAUUGGAGUGAAGAGCAAGGGUUUGCAUUUCAUCACGGCUGGCAGCAAAGGCGUACUCAGGGUGUGGAAUGCCAGCACUGCUCGCUGUGUGUACAUCCAGUCCCUCCCCUCCACUCUCACCUCAGUCUCUGAAGAGGAGGAAGAGAAGGACGACGAUCCUCGCAGUCUGACUCAUCUUUUUCACCUGCCCACCUCCUCUAGAUUGGCCACAGUCACUGCAGAACAUAACAUACUCCUCUACCAGCUACCUGAGCUCACCACACAGCAACAGUUUGUGGGGUAUAAUGACGAGGUGCUGGACGUGAAGUUCUUGGGCAAAGGUGACAGUCACGUUGUGGUGGCCACUAACAGCUCCCAGCUGAAGGUGUUUGAACUGCUCACCAGCAGCUGCCAGAUCCUCUACGGACACACAGAUACUGUCCUCACACUGGAUGUGUUCAAAAAUGGCUCUGCCUUUGCAAGCUGUUCAAAGGACAGGUCGGUGCGUGUGUGGCAGAUGCACACCAACAGCGGUCAGGUGCGAUGUGUGGCUCAGGGCUCCAGUCAUGCCAAUGAUGUAGGCUCCAUCAGCUGCUCCAGAAUGAAAGCAUCUUUUGUAGUGACCGGUAGUCAGGACUGUACAGUGAAAGUGUGGGAUCUACCAGCAGAAUUUUCUAUAGCAGGGGAGGAAAUUCAUCAGCUGAAACCCCGCAGCACAGAGAAGGCACACGAUAAGGAUGUAAACAGUGUUGCAGUAUCCCCUAAUGACAAGCUGCUGGCCACAGGCUCCCAGGAUCGCACAGCCAAGCUGUGGUCUUUGACAGGAGAGGGAAACGUUGGCCUUCUAGGGGUGUUUCGGGGCCACCGUCGUGGGAUUUGGACAGUUUGCUUCUCUCCUGUCGAUCAGGUGCUGGCCACCUCAUCUGCAGAUGGCACUACAAAACUGUGGAGCCUGCAAGACUUCAGCUGCCUCAAGACAUUUGAAGGUCAUGAUGCAUCAGUUCUUAAGGUCAUCUUUGUGAGCCGCGGCACUCAGCUGCUGACCAGUGGCUCAGAUGGCUUAGUGAAGCUGUGGACCAUAAAGACCAACGAGUGUGUGAAGACACUGGAUGCUCAUCAGGAUAAAGUGUGGGGUCUCCACGGCAGUCGUAAAGAUGACAAAAUGGUGACCGGCUCAGCCGACUCGAACAUCACAGUGUGGAUGGAUGUGACGGAAGUGGAACUGGCAGAAGAACAGGCCAAGCAUGAAGAUCAGAUACUGAAGCAGCAGGAGUUGUCCAACCUGCUCCAUGAGAAGAAGUAUCUAAAGGCCCUGGGACUCGCCAUCUCCCUGGACCAGCCUCACACUGUGCUCACUGUUAUCAGAGCGAUUCGUCAGGGGGAGAACGGCCAUGAGCUGCUGGAAAAAACACUGCUGAAGCUGCGGAUAGAUCAGAAAGAGUCCAUCCUGCGCUUCUGCGUCGUGUGGAACACCAACGCUAGGAACUGUCUGGAUGCUCAAGCCGUCCUCCGGGUGCUCCUCACACAUCUGCCGCCUGAGGAGCUGCUGCAGUACCAGGGCGCCCGGGCACAUCUGGAGGGUCUCAUCCCGUAUACAGAGAGACACAUGCAGAGGAUAGGCCGCCUGCUGCAGGCGUCCAUGUUUCUUAACUACAUGUGGCAGAAAAUGAGAGUAGUUGGAGCAGAAUCCAGUUUGGGCCAAGAUGAAGAAAUGGAUGCUUCUCUUCUGGCUCAGACCCAGCCUUUGAUUUUCAUAGACAAAGAUGAAGGAAAGGGCAAUAUUGAUGAAAGACAGAACCAAGGUGAUGAUGGGGACAGCGGGCAAGAUGAAGAUCCAAACUGCCACAUGGAAGAUGAAGAAGAAGUUGAGGAAAUCAGUGUCACCAAGAAAGCCUCCACCAAUGAGAAGCAUAUAGAAAACAAGGGGAUCACAAAAACCAAUGGCAACCAUCAUGAAAGUGAAGAAAGUGAAGAAAGCUCAGAAGACGAAGAUCCAGAAGAAGAUGAAAAGGAUCAGUCAGAGCAAGUGAUGAAAAAUCUGCCUGCUUCUUCCACUUCACAAUGUCAGACUUUAAGCUGACACGAGUCAGCAAGCUGAACAUAGAUGCUUCACCUCUGGGAGAAUUUCACUUUCAGCUGGAGUAACCGAGGCAGCAGCACAGAGAGAAAGCGGUGAAUUCAUAACGCUGAUAAAAUUAUUUCUCUGUGUAUAUUAAAGACUUUCUGUCAUCCUACUUCAGAUGUAAAUCAGUUCCUCCAUACAGAUUUUAAACAGCAUAUAAAGAGGCUUUUGAUGUUUUCCCCAUCAAAUAGUGGCAGAUAGACGGACGGGAGGAGGAAAUAGCUGUAUACACAUACAGACUGUGUGGCAGGACCAUUUUCACUCACAGCAGAUCACAGACCACGUUCUCCUCAUGUAACCCACACAGAAAAGUUUUAUAUGUGACCACACAUUUUGUUAAGACUACAAAUGUUUAUAAAAUAAAAAGUGAUGUAACAAGA
This is a messenger RNA of Melanotaenia boesemani (Boeseman's rainbowfish), 3368 nucleotides long. RefSeq names its product transducin beta like 3 (gene tbl3). The record is from RefSeq and is a predicted model, not a curated record. Bases 139 to 2946 code for a protein of 935 amino acids. Gene Ontology annotation, biological process: endonucleolytic cleavage in 5'-ETS of tricistronic rRNA transcript (SSU-rRNA, 5.8S rRNA, LSU-rRNA); endonucleolytic cleavage to generate mature 5'-end of SSU-rRNA from (SSU-rRNA, 5.8S rRNA, LSU-rRNA). NCBI's taxonomy places the organism in Eukaryota, Metazoa, Chordata, Actinopteri, Atheriniformes, Melanotaeniidae. Gene Ontology annotation, molecular function: U3 snoRNA binding; protein binding. Gene Ontology annotation, cellular component: nucleolus; small-subunit processome; 90S preribosome. The transcript is spliced from 23 exons.